Hevea brasiliensis (rubber tree) is the source of this 1233-nucleotide messenger RNA. RefSeq names its product glycosyltransferase BC10. Gene Ontology annotation, cellular component: membrane. The transcript is spliced from 2 exons. The record is from RefSeq and is a predicted model, not a curated record. Gene Ontology annotation, molecular function: glycosyltransferase activity. Lineage: Eukaryota; Viridiplantae; Streptophyta; Magnoliopsida; Malpighiales; Euphorbiaceae. The coding region runs from base 1 to 1233 and encodes 410 amino acids.
AUGAAGAACUUUAAUCAGCAACUAAGCUCAAGGACCUCAUCCAAGCUCAUCAAUAGGCAAAUGAACCUCCCUCGCUACUUCUCCUAUCUCCUUUUCUUCGGCUGUGGUUUAGCCCUUGGCGUAACUCUUUGUUCCUAUCUCACACACAUUUCUUCCAACUUUCAUCUCGACAAUUUCUCCAUCCAAAGCCAGACUUCUGUAUCUAAAUCCUCUUCUUCAUUUUCACCGAUUUCGCCUCCCCCGCCGCCGACUUCACCUUUGGAAGUGUACCUGAAUCAGAAGAGUAAUCAAACCGAUUUGAAAGAGUACUUCGUAAAACCGCCAAAAAAAGUCUCCCACAAUAUGAAAGAAGAAGAGCUGAUAUGGAGAGCAUCAAUGGUUCCUAAUGUUAGAGAACUUCCAUUCAUUUUUGCACCAAAGGUUGCAUUCUUGUUUUUGACAGCAGGGCCUUUGCCUUUGGCUCCUCUAUGGGAAUUGUUCUUUAAAGGUUAUGAAGGGUUGUACACAAUUUACGUGCAUUCCAAUCCUUUAUUCAAUGGAACAGUGCCCUCCAAUUCUGUGUUUUAUGACAGGAGGAUCCCAAGCAAGGUGUUGCAAUGGGGGACGUUUGAAGUGGUUGAAGCAGAGCGUCUCCUAUUAGCAAACGCAUUGCUGGACUUGUCCAACCAACGCUUUGUUCUCCUCUCAGAGUCAUGCAUUCCUCUGUUCAACUUCUCCACAAUCUACAAUUACUUAAUGGGAACAUCAAAAUCUUUUCUGGAGGUUUAUGACCAGCCCGGGCCGAUCGGCCGUGACCGCUAUAACCCACGAAUGAGUCCCACAAUCCAGCUUGAUCAAUGGCGAAAGGGCUCCCAAUGGUUCCAGAUAGAUCGCAGGCUUGCUCAUGAGGUAAUCACAAACCAAAAGUAUUUCUCAAUAUUUCAAAGAUUUUGCAAUGGCUUAUGCUUCGGUGAUGAGCACUACUUGCCAACUUUGGUUACCACAAAGUUAUGGAGGAGGAUUUCAAAUAGGACUCUGACAUGGGUUAACUGGUCGAAGAUUGGACCCCAUCCAUUCACGUUUGGGAGGAUAGAAACCACUAGGGAUAACUUGGAGUGGCUGAGGAGUAACGGAAAUAAGGGAUGUGAAUAUAAUGGGAGAAGGAUUCAUAUUUGCUACUUGUUUGCAAGAAAGUUUAUGCCUAAUGCUUUGGAUAGGUUGAUGAGAUUAGCUCCUCAUGUGAUGCAAUUUUAG